Hordeum vulgare subsp. vulgare (domesticated barley) is the source of this 848-nucleotide messenger RNA. RefSeq lists its product as uncharacterized. The record is from RefSeq and is a predicted model, not a curated record. The transcript is spliced from 2 exons. Lineage: Eukaryota; Viridiplantae; Streptophyta; Magnoliopsida; Poales; Poaceae. Bases 14 to 601 code for a protein of 195 amino acids.
CAUUGACGGGGAAAUGGCUCACCUUAGUAGCGGCUAUGCCCCGUCCAUGGAACACUCAUCACACUUCUUUCAAAAGCCUGUGUGGCUCUUGCGCCGGGCUAGUGGAAGGCCCUUGGUGGAUUACCUACAUGAAGAUGGUUUGGGUGUGCUCUCGACGGUGGCAACUACGCCGAUAUCCGCAGCAGCAUCUCGUGCACAUGGAAGAGCCUUUUGCCUCGGCGAUUAUACGCCGGGAUUGGUGCGACCAGCUCAACCUGAACCUAGCUCUUUGCUCGCCGAUGGAAGAUCCAAAAUCAAGAAUGCUUUGAAGGCCCUUAAGCUUCAUGACAGGACAUCAGCUGCCUACCGUAUGGCGGAAGAGCUGAUGCUGGAAGGCCUUGAGAUCCUUGAGAAGCUCGCCAAAGAGGAGCACUUGUGCAGUAAGAGACACAGUGCAAUUAUUCUUUUUGUUUGGGCCAUGUCGCCUCACCACCAUGGUGUCGAUGUUGGCACAUGCUCCAACAUAGUACUGGAAGUGUCCAUGAGAGUGGCCGUCCAGCUCCUCGAGGCUGCUCCUGGAGAGAUCAGCACCGAACUGUGUGGCCACAUCUCACGCAAAUAGAAGUUGAAGACCAGCAUGGAGAGGAUCCGAGAUUGUGAUACAUGUGAUGCCAAGAUGCGAGCCUUAGCAGAGAAGAUUUUCUCACAGCUAUCAUGAAAUCCGAACUAGUCAGAUGAUGCAGUACCAGUUGGUUCGAUCAGUUAUUUAUGUUUUAUUAGUUUAUCUAUCUAUUUCUUGCUGCUAGAUCGUGUGUGUUUCUCUUGGUUGUAUAUCUACAUUGAAAUGAUGCCUUGUUCAAUUCUUUUAA